Acanthamoeba castellanii str. Neff is the source of this 468-nucleotide messenger RNA. Its product is annotated as sybindin, putative. Bases 1 to 468 code for a protein of 155 amino acids. Gene Ontology annotation, cellular component: TRAPP complex. The record is from RefSeq and is a predicted model, not a curated record. The transcript is spliced from 5 exons. NCBI's taxonomy places the organism in Eukaryota, Discosea, Longamoebia, Acanthamoebidae. Gene Ontology annotation, biological process: endoplasmic reticulum to Golgi vesicle-mediated transport.
AUGCUGGGGCGAGGGAGGACAGAAGCGCGCGAGGCCGCCGAGCCACAGUUCAUCCAUUCGAUUUAUAUUCUGAGCAAAUCGGGUGGCCUGAUUUACCAGAAGGACUUCACGAAGGCAGCUUCCAAACUCAACACAAAUGACCAUCUGCGAUUGGGUGGUCUCUUUUACAGCUUCAACUCGAUUGCGAAGGACCUGUCGCCGGUGAUGGACUGUCAAGGAAUAGAAGUGCUGGAAACGGAGACGUUCAAACUACACUGCUUUCAGACGCUUACAGGGACAAAGUUCUUGAUGGUGGCUGAUCCCAAGCACUCACAGAUGGCCAAGGUGUUGGAGCAGGUGUACGAGCUCUAUUCUGACUACGUGCUCAAGAACCCCUUCUACGAGUUCGAACAGCCCAUUCGAUGCGAGAAGUUCGACACGUUCAUGAACGAGCUCAUGCGGGCCAAGAACACGCCAGAGAAGAAGUGA